Messenger RNA from Laetiporus sulphureus 93-53, 1935 nucleotides. RefSeq lists its product as uncharacterized. Bases 1 to 1935 code for a protein of 644 amino acids. The transcript is spliced from 3 exons. NCBI's taxonomy places the organism in Eukaryota, Fungi, Basidiomycota, Agaricomycetes, Polyporales, Laetiporaceae. The record is from RefSeq and is a predicted model, not a curated record.
AUGUCCGUCGAUGCCCACGAUUAUAUUCCGCCGCUCGCAUUCGAGCCGUUCGCAGUCAGUGUAACUCAGCCCGAAUUGGCUGCUGCUCUUCCUGUUCCUACGCCCCCGGGUGCGAGCGCGAGACGCGGCACAAGUGAUGGCCCGCAUGCGCACCGCAAUGGGCUUGGACCGUGGCACGCUUCGACCAGGAUCCCGCUGCACGGUCCGCGUCUGAGCAGACGACAACUCCUCCAGCGCGGACUCGCGCUCGGCCUCGCGGCACAGCAGGCGCCUAUCCCGAGCAGCCCUCCCGUCCGUGGCGCCUCUCUACCGACGCCCAACACUGACUCGCGGGACGAUCCUGCACCACAGAGCUCGACGCGACAACAUGCAUAUGUCGAUAAUGAACCUUACAGCCCAGUUCCGGUAACCCCGCCCUCGUAUAUCGCUGAUGGGGUGAGCCGAUCCACGUCCGAUGCGGUGCCCAACUCGCUUCCAAGAAAGAUCAGCGAGGACGAUCGUGGUACGCUGCACAGGAGGAGAAGGAGGGCGACAACUGGCGGGGACGGCGAACAACGUGGAGGUGGCCUGUCGACCGAUGGGCAGGGCAUGGGCAGUGCGGAUAGAGGGCGAGGUCUGGAGGCAAAGGCUCAUAGCAUCUCGCGGCCAAGUACAAGUGCACUCGACAGACGAAGUGACCACAAGCAGGACCUGCCCCGUGCUGUCCUCGUCAACAGCAUCCUCGCAAGCUCCAAAGAACAAGCCGCCGCCACCGACGUCGCCGGAAAGCACGUCGACGCGGCCAACCCUCGAUAUUCCAUACUGGACUCUGCGAGCAUCCUCUCCUCGCGGCCCGCAUCGGCUCUUUCAGAGGAGAUGAUCGACCAGCUGGAAACCCUUGCGGAGGGGCUCCGCGCGCUGAGCGUCGGGUCCAACGGGCCUCCAGAUUCCCCAGCGCCCACGCAGACCGUCUACACACCUGUGCGUCCGCUCGUGCGCGUUUCCAGUCCGAAGCAUGGUCCACGCGCAUGCUCGCCGCAGUUGCAGCCUGCGAUGCAGCGUGCAGGGAAUCCGCGAGUUGAGAAGGAGCCGGUGUCCCAGGCGCAGGCGCAGGCGCCCGCGUGUGGUCCGGUGGAGGGCGCUGAUAUGGAAGGGAGGAGUGAGAUGGAGACAACGCAGAUGGACGAAUCCGUGUCUUAUUGCUCCUCGGCGAAGGGCAAGUGCAAGACAGCCUCGAUUGAGAUGGAACAUGUUGAAGAACAGGUGCCAGAAGGGACAAUGCAGCCUGUCGAAGAUCACCCUGCAGAGCCAAAUCUUGAUGACUUGGAGCCUCUUCACAUAUAUGAUCCUCAUAACGCACCCGAGUUCCUCGUAGGCACCUCCACCUCGCUCCUCGUCCAAGCAACCCCAGGCUACCACAGCAUCGUCCGUCCCCGCGCACACCCAGCUCACCGCAGACGCAAUGGGCCCCGCCGACGCCCCGGCGCGCUCGUCCUCGCGCUCGGCUCCCAGCUUGACCAUCACGGCUCCGAUGAUGGCCACGAGAGCACGCCUGCAGAUUCCACGCCGCAUACGGGCGACUCUCGCUCGCGCUCACGCUCACGCUCCCACUCACGCUCACGCCAGCCCCAGGCGCCGCGGCCGCAAGAUCUUGACCUGAAGGCCCUCGAGCUCCUCGUGGGCCCCAUGGAAUCCCGAUCAAAGCCCAAGCCAAAGGCGAAGGAGAAGCCGAAACUCAGAGUCGCCCCGGUGCAGGUCGCCGCGAUCGGCAGGUCUCCGAAGCUAUCGCCGCUGGAGAGAGCGGACAAGCCGCUGGUGACUCGGUAUCCCACCAGACCUCUCCUUUCGCCUGCGAGCCCGCCUGCUACUAACGGCCCCAUGCUUGGCCGCAAUCCUGUGCGCCGGCAUGCAGUGUUUGCUUCCUUCGUGCGCUGGUUUCGCCGAUGGACACGAUAG